Molecule: messenger RNA, 992 nt
Organism: Pogoniulus pusillus (Red-fronted tinkerbird)
Lineage: Eukaryota; Metazoa; Chordata; Aves; Piciformes; Lybiidae
Gene: SELENOM
Product: selenoprotein M
Exons: 5
Cellular component (GO): endoplasmic reticulum lumen
Molecular function (GO): oxidoreductase activity
Source: RefSeq, a predicted model, not a curated record
CGUGGUGACGUGGCGGCGGCGGCGCGCGGCGGCGGGAGCGGGAUGCUGCGGGUGGCGUCGCUGCUGCUGCCGCUGCUGGGGGCAGCGGUGCUGGUGGUAGGGAGCGACCCGGAACCCUCCCGGCGCCACCGAGCGGAGCUGCGGGACCUGGCCCGGGGCAAGGUGGAGACCUGCCGCGGGUGACGGCUGAACCGCCUGAGGGAGGUGAAGGCUUUUGUCACCGAGGACAUCCCUCUCUACCAUAACCUGGAGAUGAAACACCUGCCCGGAGCUGACCCCGAGCUUGUGCUCCUCAGCCACCGGUACAAGGAGCUGGAGAGAAUCCCCCUGAGUGACAUGACCCGGGAGGAGAUCAACCAGCUGGUGCAGGAGCUGGGCUUCUACCGCAAGGAGGCGCCCGACGCCCCCGUGCCCGAGGAGUUCCAGUUUGCCCCUGCCAGGCCACAGCCCGCCCAAGCCCCCACCGCUGACAGCCAGACCCCACCUGAACACGCUAAGGAAGAGCACUCAGACCUUUAGCCAGGGGCGCUGCAGCCAGUCCCCAGCACGUGGGGAUGAAGGCCAGAGAAGAGCAGCUGGGGACAGUGCUGCCAGGGAGCAAAGGUGCCCCCUCAGCUGUUGCCCAGUGCUCUGUAGCUUCUGCUCCAAGGAUGCUUUUGAGUACCUUGAGCCUUGAGCAGGGGCUUCCCAGGCACUAUGGACGUUGCAGGGUCCUGUGUGCCUGUCGGUGCCCUCCCUGCCCUGCAGCCCAGCAUCCCUGGCUGGGUAAGCAGUGCUGGGUCCCUUCUGCUCCCUUGCCGUGCCAAAUCCCAGCGCUGGGCAGCAGUUCCCUACCUGCCUGGGACAGGAUGAAACGCUCAGCAGAAAGCCCAAGGUGCUGAGGGUAGAUGUGCUAAGUCCAGGAGGUGGGAGUGCUGCCCCCGGAGCGGGGAUGGCUUCACGGCUCAGCAGGGCUGUCUCCUACCCAGCCCCAGUAAAGCCCUUGCACAUCA